Gekko japonicus is the source of this 2115-nucleotide messenger RNA. It is a transcript of the gene SOBP, whose product is annotated as sine oculis binding protein homolog. Bases 1 to 2115 code for a protein of 704 amino acids. The record is from RefSeq and is a predicted model, not a curated record. Gene Ontology annotation, cellular component: nucleus. The transcript has 2 exons. Gene Ontology annotation, biological process: animal organ development. NCBI's taxonomy places the organism in Eukaryota, Metazoa, Chordata, Lepidosauria, Squamata, Gekkonidae.
AUGCCCCUACAGUUUCAGUUUGAGCUCAGCCAGGGUCACGGUUUUGAUUUCAGCUGGGGCGACCAGGGACCGGGCGACGUCGAAGACAGCCCUUCCGCAGGAGCUGGGGAACGUCGCCUUCUGCUGGUCCUCACCCUCGAUGUGGUUAGCCUGGAGGUGAAACUCGAACCUGGCCAGGUAUGUGACUGGUGUAAGCACAUAAGACACACAAAAGAGUAUCUGGAUUUUGGGGACGGGGAACGAAGGCUUCAGUUCUGCAGUGCAAAAUGUCUCAAUCAGUACAAAAUGGACAUUUUCUACAAAGAGACACAGGCCAAUCUUCCAGCUGGACUCUGCAGCACAUUACAUCCUCCAGUCGAAAAUAAAGCAGAAGGCACUGGGGUGCAGCUGCUGACUCCAGAUUCUUGGAAUAUACCGCUAGCAGAUGCUCGGAGAAAGGCCCCAUCCCCAGUGUCUGCAGCUGGCCAAAUUCAAGGUCCUGGACCAUCAGCAUCUACCACUGCCUCUCCGCCUGACACUGCCAACUGCUCUGUCACUAAAAUCCCAACGCCUGUUCCCAAACCUAUUCCCAUCAAUGAGAAUCCAAAUAUGCCGCCAAUUUCUGUUCAGCCACCUGCUAGCAUUGUGCCUCCAAUUGGUGUCCCACCUCGAAGUCCUCCCAUGGUGAUGACAAACCGUGGGCCAGUUCCACUGCCCAUAUUCAUGGAACAGCAAAUUAUGCAGCAAAUUCGUCCGCCGUUUAUUCGAGGGCCUCAUCAUGCCUCAAAUCCCAACAGCCCUCUGUCCAACCCAAUGAUUCCUGGAAUUGGUCCACCACCAGGUGGUCCCAGAAAUAUGGGCCCAACCUCAAGUCCUAUGCACAGGCCAAUGCUAUCACCUCAUAUUCACCCUCCAACAACACCAACCAUGCCUGGAAAUCCCCCAGGUUUACUACCGCCUCCGCCUCCAGGAGUACCUUUGCCCAGUUUACCCUUCCCUCCUGUAAGCAUGAUGCCAAAUGGUCCUAUGCCCAUGCCACAGAUGAUGAACUUUGGCUUGCCAUCUCUUGCCCCAUUGGUGCCACCUCCAACCCUGUUAGUGCCAUACCCUGUCAUUGUUCCUUUACCAGUUCCUAUCCCAAUUCCAAUUCCUAUUCCUCACAUCAAUGAUUCCAAGCCCCCAAAUGGCUUCUCCAGCAAUGGGGAAAGUCUAAUUCCAAGUACAUCUAGUGAUGCAACUGGGGCAAAGCCAACAAAUAACUCUGUGUCCCCCAGAGAUUCAAAACAAGGGCCUUCCAAGUCCUCUGAUUCAACACCAAGUUGUUCAAGCCAGUCCUUAAAUCAAACACAAGUGCAUCAGGAGCACAGUAAAAAUGAAGUUGUUGAUUUGACUGUAAGAUCUAGUAGUCCAGUGAACAACAAGUUUGGUUUUCCUACAGUGCUACAGGGACCACAGGAUGGUGUGAUAGACUUAACUGUAGGUCACAGGUCUAGACUACACAAUGUUAUCCACAGGGCUUUACAUGCUCAAGUCAAAGUUGAACAUGAAGCUAGCAGUGUUGUAAAUCUGGCUUUUGGUAGCUCAGAUAAAAGGAACUGCAGUGACUGCAGGGACAAUUGCAGCCCCACUGAAACAAAAACUUUACCUUAUAGUGACUCAGCUCACUGUGGUCCCACUGCACUGGUCUCUGGCACAUCAGAAAACAGUGUAGCUGCAGUUUGCAAUGUCAUUGUGAAUGGCACAAAAGGCCCAGAGGUCUCAGAGCAGCCCCAAGAUCCGAAGAAAUCUCAACUGCCAGAGGAACUGCCAGUGAGUGAGCUGGAAUCUGUGAAGGAGAACAACUGCACAUCAAACUGCCACAGAGAAGGAGACUCUGGUAAGAAGACUGGGGAAGAGCCCCUGUUUGGGGGAAACAAGCAAGAUCCAAACCUUAACAAUCCUGCAGAUGAGGACCAUGCGUACGCAUUGCGGAUGCUGCCCAAGACAGGCUGUGUCAUCCAGCCUGUGCCAAAACCAGCAGAAAAGACUGCUAUUGCACCAUGCGUUAUCUCAGCACCAAUUCUCAGCACAGGGCCAGAAGAUCUGGAGCCACCACUGAAAAGGAGGUGUCUCCGAAUUCGAAAUCAGAAUAAGUAA